Molecule: messenger RNA, 667 nt
Organism: Tarenaya hassleriana
Lineage: Eukaryota; Viridiplantae; Streptophyta; Magnoliopsida; Brassicales; Cleomaceae
Product: 60S ribosomal protein L22-2-like
Exons: 2
Coding region: 82-465 (127 amino acids)
Biological process (GO): cytoplasmic translation
Cellular component (GO): ribosome
Molecular function (GO): RNA binding; structural constituent of ribosome
Source: RefSeq, a predicted model, not a curated record
CGCCGCAGGCGGAAUUGAGAGCCGGAUCUUCUUCUUCUGUUCGAUUAGUCGAGUUUUCUGACGAAGGAGGUUUCGGCGACAAUGGCUCGAGGAGCGGCGGCGAUGGCGACGGCGGCGGGGAAGAAGAAGGGAUCUACCUUCGUGAUUGACUGCUCGAAACCAGUGGAUGAUAAAAUCAUGGAUGUUGCCUCUCUUGAGAAGUUCCUUCAGGAGCGGAUCAAGGUCGGUGGAAAGCCCGGCGCUCUCGGCGACGCCGUCACUGUUACUCGCGACAAGACCAAGAUCACCGUUACCGCCACCUCCGACUUCUCCAAGCGGUACCUCAAGUACUUGACGAAGAAGUAUCUGAAGAAGAACAACGUGCGCGACUGGCUUCGUGUGAUUUCGUCCAACAAAGACAGAAACGUCUACGAGCUCCGUUACUUCAACAUUGCCGAGAACGAGGGGGAGGAGGAGGAAGACUAAGCUUCUUCUUCUUCCGCCAUUUUCUUCUCCCGUUGCCGCCUCCUUAAUUAUUUAGCCUCAGAUUUUUCUUUUUGCUGUGAAACCUUGGCUUUGUUUUACUGCAAGUUUUGGUUGUCUAUUUGGUUUUUUUCCUGAGUGCUCAAGAUUUCAGAUUUGGUGAUGAUAUGGCUUAUUCUGUGACGGCAUUAAAUCUCAAGAUUUA